GAACAUUUUGUUUAGAUCGGACCACUAUAACAUAUAGCUGCCGUACAAACUGAAUGAUACAAAUCAGAUUCUUGUAUGGAAAACUUUUUUAUUUGUUGAGAUAUCUUCACGAAAUUUGGUAUACAUUACUAGCCACAAUAACAAUGACAUCUCCGUAGGAAUUGAUCAGAUCGGACCACUAUAGCAUAUAGCUGUCAUACAAACUUACCAAUCAAAAUCGAGGUAAAGCUCUUUUUAUACCCUUUUAGGUUAUAAAUAUGCAAGUGUGAAGGGUAUUUUAUAUAUACCUUCUGGUUUUAACCCACAUUUGUCAAAAUUCCUGUCACAACAACGGUUAAAAUACGAAAACACAACAUUAAUAUUGCCUUUCAAGUAUAUGAUGCGCAAGUAUUACAUACAUAUACAGUCGUACACACACACGUAUACGGAAGUUUGCCUUCAAUCAAGUUUAAUUAUGCUUGAAAAUUGCAUUACGAAUUAACUGUGUUAACAAUUUCGCUCGGCUGUUGCCGUCAGCGGCAAUCCCCGCACGCUAGAAGCAAUUUGCGGAUUGCGUAUACGCCACAGCGCACCCAUACGCCAGCAUUAGCCUUUGUGGAUGCACAACAAUGGCUAAGCAUAUAAAGUAAUAACAGUUUAGCAAAGCACAAACACAACAAAAACACAUAUAUUACAUGUAUAUGUUUAUAUAUGUGUGUGUCUACAGCAAGUUUUUGACUGCCACGCAACACCUUCACUGCCACUGUGCUCGCAUUGAACAUAAAAGUGUUUCGCUGUCUGUGAAAAAACUUUCAGAAAAUUGUAAUUUCUUGUUUGACACUUGUCAGCAGUAUAAAAAAAUUUUGAAAUUCGAAAACAAAUUGCAAUUAAGCAAAAUAUUAAUUUUCGUCGAAAAUCAAGCGCGAGUACUACACGGGUAACGUCAUACGAUGACUUCGCUUAUAAAACGCGUCAUUCCCACAUUGGAUCGCAUUUUGGUGCGACGCGCUGAGGCGGCCAACGUCACCAAAGGUGGCAUUGUGCUCACCGAGAAGGGUGUGGAACGCAUGGUGGAGGGUACUGUUGUGGCCGUCGGUCCCGGUUCGCGUAACCCGCAAAGUGGCAAUUACAUACCGAUGGGCGUGAAGGAGGGCGAUCGUGUGCUAUUGCCGAAGUACGGCGGCACACGCGUCGACAUGGAGGACCAAAAAGAGUAUGUGCUCUAUCGUGAAGCGGACAUUUUGGCUAAAUUGGAGUAGUCUACAUUUAGCAGGGGCGGAAGUGAAGCAAACGGGAGGAUAUUUGUAAAGCAAAUUGAUGUGCGGCUGUUAUUAACAUACUUUAAUUUAUGGAAUAAAAUAAAUUUCUUUCUUCAAUUGAA
Molecule: messenger RNA, 1360 nt
Organism: Bactrocera neohumeralis
Lineage: Eukaryota; Metazoa; Arthropoda; Insecta; Diptera; Tephritidae
Product: 10 kDa heat shock protein, mitochondrial-like
Exons: 1
Coding region: 930-1238 (102 amino acids)
Cellular component (GO): mitochondrial matrix
Molecular function (GO): ATP binding; protein folding chaperone; metal ion binding
Source: RefSeq, a predicted model, not a curated record